UCACAACGACGUCGUAAAGCACACGAACUGUUCCGUGCAAUUUUUGCAGACACACGAACCCUAGAUCCAGAUACUCAGAGAUUCAGGUUCGAUUUCUGUGACGAAUUCAUAAAUUGAUAUGACCAAUAGCUCAUCAUCGAAAAAGCACGGUCAAGAUCAGUCUGAAUUAAGUGGUCCCACCUCAAAAUCUCAGAGAACCAAAAUGGGCAAAUCCGAAGAUAACGAUAAGAAGAACUCAGGUAAGAAACUCAAAGAUGUAGAAAUAAGUGUUCCAAUAGUAUAUGGGAACAUGGCAUUUUGGCUUGGCAAAAAAGCUAGUGAGUAUCAAUCGCAUAAAUGGACUGUGUAUGUUCGUGGAGCAUCCAAUGAGGACCUAGGAGUUAUUAUAAAGCGUGUUGUUUUUCAGUUGCAUUCUAGUUUCAAUAAUCCCACAAGGGUUGUGGAUGCACCUCCUUUUGAGUUGUCAGAAGCAGGAUGGGGUGAAUUUGAAAUUGCCAUCACACUUCAUUUCCACAGUGAUGUUUGCGACAAGCCUUUGAACUUAUAUCAUCACUUGAAGUUGUAUCCAGAGGAUGAAAACAGUUCCAUGUCCACAAAAAAACCCGUUGUUGUGGAAUUCUAUGAUGAGGUAGUUUUCCCGGAUCCUUCUGAAGCUUUUUUAGCUCGUGUGCAGAACCACCCAGCUGUGAACUUUCCAAGAUUACCUGCUGGGCAUACCUUGCCUCCUCCCAUUCCAGUUGAAGAUGCAAAUAGAAGGAGGAAAGGUGAUACCAAAGACAAUCCCUUAAGCCAAUGGUUCCUGAGUUUCUCAGAAGCAGAUGAACUCUUACAGCUUGCAGCAGCUCGUCAGCAGGUUGAUGCGUGUGUCCUACCCUAUCAUCCAGUUCCCCUUCCCCACUUUCCUCUUCCACUUAACUAAAUUGAAGAAAGAAAAAUGGGUACAACUUGAGAUUAUCUUAUGUUUUAUUUUUUAUUUAAAAUUUAAAUAAUAUUACAUAGAAAUUAAUAAUGUAGCUUUAGUAAGGGUGAAAAGUUAGAAUUUGCAUAGUUUUAAUAAUAAUGUCUAUACAUUUAUACAUGUUCCUGUUAGCCUCCUUGCAUAGAAGGUAAUAAAAUCUAGUUUUAUGAUUUUGAUCCAAGUUUACUGUUUAUAAAAAACGAAAUGUAUAAGGAUUAUUUAUAUUUUAUAUUUAAUGGAGAACCUCUUUUCUAAGUAUUAUUCAUAACUUUUAGUUUUUAUAUGCCUUCAUUCAUAACAUAUAAUCACAACUUAUCAGUCAAAACUUCUGUUCUAUGCUUCAAUUUUAUUUUUGUUUGUAUGUUUAUGUCCAAUUUUGUGAUUAGUUGAGUUAAAAGAACUGUAUUCGAAUUAUUAGUACAAAUUUUUCUCAAAUAAUAUUAUUGGUUGUACUGACCAGUGCAUGUAUGAGAUUCUUGUUUGUAACUAAAUGAUUUAAUUCAACUU
Messenger RNA from Cicer arietinum (chickpea), 1465 nucleotides. The record is from RefSeq and is a predicted model, not a curated record. NCBI's taxonomy places the organism in Eukaryota, Viridiplantae, Streptophyta, Magnoliopsida, Fabales, Fabaceae.